Messenger RNA from Saccharomyces cerevisiae S288C, 456 nucleotides. RefSeq lists its product as uncharacterized. The coding region runs from base 1 to 456 and encodes 151 amino acids. The record is from RefSeq and is marked reviewed. Lineage: Eukaryota; Fungi; Ascomycota; Saccharomycetes; Saccharomycetales; Saccharomycetaceae. The transcript has a single exon.
AUGAUAUUUGGACCUACUAGUGUCUAUAGUAAGUGCUCGGCCAAGUCAAGCGGUAUCAUUAAAGACACCGCCAAGCUUCCAAUAUCACGAGUAAGGAUCAAAGUUAUGUUAGAGAUAACUGUGAGUUUUUUAUUUUUUGAUCGAUUUCCAAGAUCAUUCCUCAAUCAUAAUCUAUAUGAUUCAAUAUGUCCUUUCUUUGCGUGGCAAUAUACCUCAUAUUAUCUUUCUAUUUACAGGCAGUCCUUUCUAUUUCAUUUCUUACAAAAGGAUUUUAGCAACGACUUCGUCUCAGAAGAGUUAAUAUAUGCACUAGUUGCACUAGGCGCAAAAAAUUCCUUUGACAAUAGCCUUUCAAAGCAUACAUAUGAAUAUUACAACCACUCAAAGAGAAAUUUACUGGAAGAUUCGACAAAUAAAAAUUCAGCUUUUUCAAGUGCAAGCGUAACAAAGCCAUAA